Messenger RNA from Paramuricea clavata, 4992 nucleotides. The record is from the annotation of a GenBank genome assembly. Lineage: Eukaryota; Metazoa; Cnidaria; Anthozoa; Malacalcyonacea; Plexauridae.
AUGACUAAAAAAGAAAGAACUGGUAAGACAAAGUCAAUGAAGGACGAGAAUAAAGUAUACUUACCGGCAGACAAAGGAAGGAUAAUGGUUGCAAUGGAUAGAUGGGAAAGUCAAGGAGGAGAAAAUUUGUACGAAUUCAAGAUGAAACAAGUACUUGUUGAUUUGAAAGUGAAACCAUCUAUUAGAGCGGGAAAAGAUUGGGAUUUAAUGGGAAAGGUAUGCAGGGAUGGAGCUAAGAUUAUUGAAAAUAUUGUCCAAAGAAAUGAGUUAUCGGAAGAAGAUGGUGGUUAUCUAAAACCGAAAGAUUGUCAUGCUCCAAGAUUGUCAGGUUUACCAAAAAUACACAAAGAACGAGUUCCAUUGAGAGGUAUUGUGUCAACGGUAGGAUCCCCAUUUGAAAGAAUUUCCAGGUACCUAAUACCUAUUUUACAUACAAUACAAGGACGAAGUGGACUGUUUGUUAAGAAUUCGAGGGAGCUUAAAGAGAGAGUCAAGAAAUGGAGGGUUGAAGGAGACAAGAUUCUAGUGAGUUAUGACGUGAAAAAUCUUUAUCUAUCUAUACCAAUUAAAAAAGCACUGGAGUUAGUCGAGAAAUUGUUGAAGGAAAGCACAGCACUGAAAGAUGUAACCAACUUAAGUGUUGAUUCGAUCAUGGAUUUAUUAAAAUGGAUGUUCAACCUCACUUACUGUGAAUAGAGUGGACAACAUUUUGUUUUGGGAAGUGGUCCGAUUGGACUUGGAGCUACAGGUGAAAUAGCGAUCAUCUACAUGGAGGAAUUUCAAAUCCAGGCAAUAAAAUCUUCACCAUAUCCUUUGGACCAAUGGUACUGGUAUGUAGAUGACAGUGAAAUAAAAUGCCAUAGUGAUGACUCAGAAAAGAUUCUGCAACAUUUGAAUGCUAUGGAAGAGAACAUAAUCGUAUUUACAAAGGAAGAACAAAAGGAAGAAAGCUUACCGGUGCUGGAUUUGAAACAGAAUGUAAACAGAGAAACGGGAGAGAUUGAGUGUACAGUACACCACAAGAAAACGCAUACCGACAUAAAUGUGAAAGAGAAAUCGAACCAUCCACACUACAUGAAGAAAGGCAUCAUCAGAGGCUUUACUGAAAGAGCUCGAGCAUUAUGUGAUGAAAAACAUUUGGAUGAUGAACUUCAAAAUAUCGAGGAUGUGUUUGUAGCGAAUGGAUAUGAUAGAACCAAGGUGAGACAGUACAUGCACAAAAAGAAAAAGAGUGAAACGGAGGAAACAAAAGAAUAUAAAGGAGUAGUCAGCAUUCCAUAUCUGAAAGGGUUGUCAGAAACGUUUAAGAGAAUAACAGAGAAGCAUGGAAUUCGAACAACAUUUAGACCAGGAAGAAAGUAAAGAGUUGAAAGUACGAGUUCAACAUCCGUUAGGAAACAAACAAAAGGCGGUUGUCUAUAAGAUACCAUGUGGUUGUGAAAGAGCAGUGUACAUAGGAGAGAUAUAUCGACAAUUUGAAACAAGGAAGAAAGAACAUGAGAGCAACAUCAACAACAUAAGACUAAGCCAGAAAUGGAAAUUAUUAAUAAAAGGAUCAUCAAUGAUUCCAAUGUUAAAUCAUUUGAUAAUACAAUUAAAACUACAUCAUGGGGGGAUGUAAUUUCCAACAAUAAUACUGCAGAGUCUUAUAACAAUUCUUCAAUAAAUUCUCUACAGCCUAUGAAAAAAAUUUCCCAUUAACAAAAAAAGUAUUAAAAAGGAAAUUUGACAAAAGUAAAAGUCCAUGGAUGACAAAAUGCAUUACACAAUCAGUUAAAAAAAAAGAACAAACUUUAUAAGAAAUUCCUAAAUUGCCCUAGCUGUAAUAAAAAAUGAGAUUAUAUACAAAAAAUAUAAAAAUAAAUUGAAUCAUGUAAUAAAAAUAGCAAAAAAUAAAUAUUAUGAAGAACAACUAAUAAAAUACAAGCAUAACACAAAAUGCUUAUGGAAAACAAUUAAUGAAAUUAUGAAUAAACAUAGAGACAAUAGAAUUUUACCAAAGGAAUUCAACAGAGACUCUUCAGAUGAAAUCAUUGAUGAUCCAUACAAAAUAGCAAAUAAAUUCAACGAGUAUUUUGUAAAUAUUGGACCGGGUCUAGCAAAAAAAAACUUCCAGACAGUGAAAUAACCUUUGACAAAUAUCUGACUAAUAAGAAUAAGAAUAAUUUUUAUUGAGCCAGUAACCAAAUAUGAAAUCGAAAUUGAAAUACAAAACUUAAAUUCUAAAAAAGUCCAGGCUAUGAUGGCAUAAGUUCUCAAGUUAUUAAGACCACAAGCAGCCCAAUCUUAUGGUGUCCUAUCCCCGCCAAAAUUCUAACUUUUCAUUUGUGAUACACCUUUUUAAAUUUGACAUCCAAGUUUUUGUAACUUGUAUACAACUUUUUCCAUUUUAUACACAACUUUUUUUUCAGUCAACUUCUAUUUUAUAUACAAAUUUUUGUAUUUUAUAUACAAGUUUUUCCAUUCAACUUUUUAUAUUUGACAUACAACUUUUUGUAUUGGCAACUUUUUAUAUCCAACCGCAAUCCAAUAAGAAACAUACUGCAGGCUCAUUGUAUCAACCACUGACCAAAAUUCCACAGGCCCUUCAGUUUUAGCGCCAUUUUUUUGUCUUUCAUAUUUACGUACUUUUACAGUCUUUUAACUCUUUUUAUAUACAGCCUUUUUAAAACAUGGACGAGGAGGCUGUAGAGUUCAUUUUGGAGGUAAUUCAUAGUGUUAUAAAUGUCGUGAACAGAUUAAUUGAGUCAGGUGAUGGUUCAAUGGACUUCCAAGUGUUGGGCAAUGAAGUUAGAUUAUUUGCAGCGAUUACUUGUUGGUUUAAACGUGGAUGACUCUGUAGUAGCAAUGGUGGGACAAGCAUACAGCGUGUUGAAUGAAUUGGAUAAUGCAGAUGAGGAGCUAGAAAUGAGAUCAACAGCAUCGACAGUAAGAACUGGGAGGUGUGGUAGACCGUCGUUUGAUGUAAAAAGAGAGCAACUAGUAUAUUUACUUGAACAAGGAUUUAAAGUGUCUGAUAUUAGCAAAAUUGUGGGUGUAUGUCAAAGAACAGUAGAAAGGAGAAUGUCUAGUUUUGGACUAAGUGUAUCAGGUUUGAGACAUUUUAUUUACAAUGGCAGAUUGCAUUUAUUUUCCACACAGGGGGGGGGGGUUGAGGACAUCUUUUUACCAGUUAAAUUGUGACCCCCUGGAAUUCAGUUUAUAUACCCCUCCCUGGAAUUUCCUGGGAAUUCAUUGCUAGAUACUGUACCACUGGAAAAUAGUUUUAAUUGCAUACCAUCCCCUGGAUUUUGGUCUCUAAUCACCCCAACCCCUGGAUUUUUGCACCCCAACCCCUGGAUUUUUGCAGAUUUUUUCACCCCUCCUCCUACAUUUUCCAUUCCUUUUUUUACACCCCUCCCCUGGAUUUUCCAUUGUCCUCGACCCCCCCUGUGCGGAAAAUAAAUGCAAUCUGCCAAUCUUAAUCCCCGAGCCGACGGCGCGAAGCGCCGUGCGAGGGUACUAAUUCCCCCUGGCUAUUUACACCCGGGGAAACGAAAGCAUUAGCGAAGUCUAAAGUUCAUCAAAUAUCGCGGGCGUGACCAACAAACUUGAGUGGGUGGUCAUCCUCACUGAUCUCAAAAAUAUGGCUGAUUGCUUGUGGGAGUGGGAUAAGGCAGAUUUCAAUUUUAAAAGACAUAUAUUUGGAAAAUCGUUUCAUAUACAACAAGCUUGAAGCAAUUUUGUUUGAAGAAAUGAGAAGAAUUGAUUUACUAUGGGAAAUUGUUAAAUAUACGGCAAGUUUGCUUUGAAUUUUGUUGCUUUAACUUUUUGCCUAAAAACAUGAACUGUUUUCCUUUUCAACGAAGUUCUAAGUUUCAUAAAUUACCGUUUAAUUUGAACAAAUUGAUUUGAAGACUGAACUAAAAUUACCUAACAAUUUGUUUUGUGUGUAAAACAGUUUAUCGGCAAAUGUAGUUUAGUUGAAUGAACAUUUCAAAAAUUUCACGAAACGUUUCAAGUUAAAUUUUACAUUAAAUCAAAGCUCACAAAAUGCAAAAUAAUAUACCUACAGUGUAUAUUUCGGAAAUUUAUUGUUGUAUAGUUAAAAGUACGAAUCUUUCAACUAUUUUGCAGUUUUGUACGUACAAAAAUAUGAAAAAAUUAAAUUUUUUUAAAAGAUAUCGUGUUGUCAUGGCAACACUUGAGCGAGAGCCUGCGUUCAGUGUCGGCCAUUUCUGAAUACUUCAUGUUAAUUUAAUGUUUGGAAAAUAUCGGCGAGGGGUUACUGCAUGCAUGUAUUUCUAGUUACAAUCAUAUCAUGGAUCCAUUCUACAGUAACAUAAACUAGUGACCAUGUUCUUGUGCCUGCCUCUCACAGGAGAGUUCCCCCGUCAUAAACUAUUAUGAUUUGCUCCCACAUAAUGAAGGCUGGUUCCAUUUUUGGUUCGAAAAUGGUUUGGCAAAGGGGAGGUGUAUAUCUUAGAAAUCAUGGUAUUCCUACUAGAGGAGGUGAAUUUUCUAUGACGCCAGUGCAUAUCUACUGCAUAUUAAGGAAAUCAUGCCAGGAAUUUCAAAACGUUCAUGGGGGAAGGCCCCAGACCUCCCCCUUAUCUCAUUUUCUGUAAUCCUUUUAUUCUCUCUCUGCCCCCCUCUUUAUUCUCUGUCAGCCCCCCCCCCCCUAGCUUAAAAACUAUACCAUUUAAAAAAUGAUUUAAUUGUUUAUCAGGCAUGUAUAGCAACAUAAGUGAUGAACAACUGGAUGAAUAUGUCAUCACAGCUUCGAGAGAACAUCCUGAUAUUGGUAUUAGAAUGCUUAAAGGCUAUUUACGAAGUAAAGGUAUGCGUGUACAACGUCAUAGAAUAAGGUCAGCAUUGCUCAGGACUGAUCCAAUUGGUUUGCUUGGACGUUGGCAAAAAGCCAUUAAAAGACGAUGUUACAAUGUAAAAUUCGCGCUUUCACUGUGGCACAUCGAUGGUAACCACAAGCUCAUCAGGUAUUUUUAUUUGUAA